Molecule: messenger RNA, 3195 nt
Organism: Porites evermanni
Lineage: Eukaryota; Metazoa; Cnidaria; Anthozoa; Scleractinia; Poritidae
Source: the annotation of a GenBank genome assembly
AUGGUUGGUACCAAACACUGUAAAUGUUGGGGUGAGUGUAAGACAGACUUAAGAUAUGCAGAUAAAUGGCCAAAAUCAGUCAAAGAGUUAGAGGAAUCGGGGAAGAAAGUAUUCAUUCCUUUCCCAAAACCUUCGCGGGACAUGGCAAAGUGCAAACGUUGGCUAGUGGCUUGUUCGCUUAAUUUUUUUACAGAUAAAAACAUAACAAGAAACACUUAUAUUUGUGCUCUGCACUGGCCCAGCAAAAAAGGUCCAACAGCCGAAUUUCCCGAUCCACUGAAGGCAAAUCUCAGACCAGCGGAAGUAAGUCGAGGACAUGCUUUAAAGAGAAAAGCACCGAAAGAAAGAGAAAAUCCAGUGUCAAAGAAACAGAAAUUAUUCAAUGACAACUACGAGGAACAAUUAUUUAACGAUAUUACAGUUUCUGAUGAUCAUGAUCAGGAGUCACAAGAAGUUGAACAGACAGUCGACAAAAGCAGUUUUAUUGAUGAAGAAUGUGUUGAUGAGGAAUGUGCCGUGAUUGAUACAUACAUUAACGUUAACCCUUCAGGAAAGCUGGUUUCUGAUCAAGGCUCUCAGACUAUAUAUUCAAAAUGCGAAUUGUCUGCAAAGGUCGAAACUAUGAUUUUGAAAAACGACGUCUCUACAACGCAGUUACAGGGUCCUAAAAUAUCGUGCAAGAUGUAGCUCCAUGAAACACUUCACUGGCCUCAAGCCUUCCCAGUUUGAAGUUUUGCAUGAUUUUCUUGACGAUGUUUGCCCUUUAGAGACAAUCAACUACUGGAAAAGCAAAGAUUGCCCAGCAAUGGAGAAUACAAGAACUGGCCCAAAAGCGGAUUUUUUAUCAAGAGAAAAACUUUUCAUUUGCUUCUGGUACUAAAAAGGGGUUUUACUCUCAAGACUAUUGCAGCUCAUCUUAGUACCCCAAACAGGAAAAUUAACUUUUCCUAUAUUGGAAAGAUUUUUAUAACAUAUAUUCAGUUGAUGUAUGUAAUUUUUAGAGACAUGCAAAACUUUGUUUCCAGAGAGAGCCCAAUUUAGCAGGUUCCUCCCUAAGGUAUUCAAAACCAUGACCAACAUACGCUGUAUUGUUGAUUGUACUGAAUUUAGAAUGGAAUGCUACAGGAAUUAUGCCAGUCAAGGAAACACUUUCUCUUGCUAUAAGCAGACCAACACAUUUAAGUGUCUCAUUACUGUAACCCCCAGUGGUGGAGCAUGUUUUGUUUCUGAUUUGUUCGAGGGUGAUAUUGAUGAUGUUCGCAUCUUUAAGGAAAGUGGCCUUUUGAAACACCUGAAACCAUAUGACUUAGUUUUGGCAGAUCGUGGUUUCACUGUGCAUGAUCUCUUAAAUCCUCUCCAAUUACAAUUAAAAAUCCCAUUUUUAAAAGGUAGAAAAAGUUUUAGUGCUCCAGAGGAAUUUGAAACACGUCGCAUUGCAAAAGCUAGGAUUCAUGUAGAGCGUUUCAAUGAACGCUUAAAGCAGUUCAAACUAGUCAGCAGAAGAAUACCUUUGUCUCUUGCUCCUGUCGCAACUCAAAUGGUAGUAGUUGCUGCAUGCCUUGUCAAUUUUCAGGCGUUCCUUUGUAAGUAGACUUAAUAUUUUAACUUAAAUUUCCAAGGCUCUAACUAAUGGAUAUAUGGCAGGCCAUCAGCUUCAAAUGUUAAUUUUUAAAAAUGUUUUUAAAACUCAAAGAGACUUCAUUUUUACAUGUAGCAGGAACAAGAAUUUGAUUUGAAUAUGACGACUGCACAAGCUGCAAGUCAAUGAAUGAAACUACAUAAGUUUUUUCUAUAAAAAAUCAGUCUCAGCUUACACUUUCUAAUGGCCAUUUCUCUGUCUAACCAUCAGAAAAUUGACAUGCCUUCACUACAAAGAAAUACAAUGAUAUAAACAUGAAAACAUUAACUGCUAACUGAGAAUAAACCUACUUACGAUUAUCCUACGACUGUACAUUUUUUGUCACUUUCAUCAACCAAGAUUCAAACACUAAGCGAACAAAGAAUAAUGAUGUCUACAAGUGUCCUUUUAAAGGCCCAGAAAUGCUAUUUCAGAGACCCACGAUAUAAAAAUUUCCCGGAGGAGCAUUCCCCCGGACUCCCUAAAACUUCGUGACUUUGGCGCUCGUGGUGGGCCCCCCCAAUAAUUUUAACCCUGCUACGGCACUGAAGACAGACUUAAGAUAUGCAGAUAAAUGGCCAAAAUCAGUCAAAGAGUUAGAGCAAUCGGGGAAGAAAGUAUUCAUUCCUUUCCCAAAAACUUCGCGGGACAUGGCAAAGUGCAAGCGUUGGCUAGUGGCUUGUUCGCGUGAAUUUUUUACAGAUAAAAACAUAACAAGAAACACUUAUAUUUGUGCUCUGCACUGGCCCAGCAAAAAAGGUCCAACAGCCGAAUUUCCCGAUCCACUGAAGGCAAAUCUUAGACCAGCGCAAGUAAGUCGAGGACAUGCUUCAAAGAGAAAAGCACCAAAAGAAAGAGAAAAUCCAGUAUCAAAGAAACAGAAAUUAUUCAAUGACAACUACGAGGAACAAUUAUUUAACGAUAUUACAUUUUCUGAUGAUCAUGAUCAGGAGUCACAAAAAGUUGAACAGACAGUCGACAAAAGCAGUUUUAUUGAUGAAGAAUGUGUUGAUGAGGAAUGUGCCAUGAUUGAUACAUACAUUUACGUUAACCCUUCAGGAAAGCUGGUUUCUGAUCAAGGCUCUCAGACUAUAUAUUCAAAAUGCGAAUUGUCUGCAAAGGUCGAAACUAUGAUUUUGAAAAACAACGUCUCUACAACGCAGUUACAGGGUCCUAAAAUAGUGAGUACUUUAUCCUACGAAAAUAUCGUGCAAGAUGUAGCUCUCAUGAAACACUUCACCAGCCUCAAGCCUUCCCAGUUUGAAGUUUUGCAUGAUUUUCUUGACGAUGUUUGCCCCUUAGAGACAAUCAACUACUGGAAAAGCAAAGAUUGCCCAGCAAUGGAGAAUGUAAGAACUGGCCCAAAAGCUGAUUUUUUAUCAAGAGAAAAACUUUUCAUUUGCCUUCUGAGACUAAGAAGGGGUUUUACUCUCAAGACUAUUGCAGCUCAUCUUGGUACCCCAAACAGGAAAAUUAACUUUUCCUAUAUUGGGAAGAUUUUUAUAACAUAUAUUCAGUUGAUGUUUGUAAUUUUUAGAGACAUGCAAAACUUUGUUUCCAGAGAGAGCCCAAUUUAG